Aphanomyces invadans is the source of this 1229-nucleotide messenger RNA. RefSeq lists its product as hypothetical. The record is from RefSeq and is a predicted model, not a curated record. Gene Ontology annotation, molecular function: L-ascorbic acid binding; oxidoreductase activity, acting on paired donors, with incorporation or reduction of molecular oxygen; iron ion binding. Lineage: Eukaryota; Oomycota; Saprolegniomycetes; Saprolegniales; Verrucalvaceae. The coding region runs from base 174 to 1028 and encodes 284 amino acids. The transcript is spliced from 6 exons. Gene Ontology annotation, cellular component: membrane.
GGCUGCCCAAAUCCGAGUUCCGUUCGACAAGUCAUGGCAAGGCCAGCCAAAGCAGCGCCGACCGCCACACCACCCAGCAAGACCAAAGCUGCAAUGCCAACGCGCGGUGCGCCGCGGAUGUCCUCUCCUCGUGUCUUUUGGAGCUUGGCUGUGGUGUUUGGAGCGCUCGCGGCAUGGCUGCGCUACCAAGCACUGAUGGCGACAAAGUCGUUGCACCACAUCGGGCUGCCGACGUCAGCCGCCCCGGCGCGCAUUCGAUGGAACGUUACGUGCUCCAACCAGUACAAACCAUUCGUCCAAGGAUGCCACAAACGAACCAAGUGCGGCCGCGCGUUGAAAGACAACUUUGUCUCGCCGGCCGUGGUGGACGCGUUGCGCGGCAUCGCAGACCAUGGCAUGCAGGGCCGAUCGACUCUUGGCGGCCCCACGAUCAUGGACAUCAACACAGGUACCGCCGGCCACGAGUCGUCUCAUUCGCCAUCGCCGUCGUAGGCUACGUGAAAGACGGCAACGGCCUGAUCAACCUGUAUCGGCAAGACCCGCCCGUGCAGUUCACGACAGCGCAGUACACGUUGUACCGCGACACGAUCGAAGCCAUUCGCCGCGCAAUCAUGCAUGAGUUUCAACUGACGACGCUGUACUUUACCGCGCCGACGUUUCUCACGCGCCUCAUUGGCAAUGCGUCGUGGACUCCAGCCGAGUUGCAUGACGAGUACUGGCAUGCUCACGUCGACAAAAACAAUACGCAUCACUACGACUACUCGGGGCUCCUGUACUUGGCCGACUACGGCGUCGAGUUCACGGGCGGGAUGUUUGCCUUCCUCGACCACCAUCGAAACACGACGGUCGAGCCCGCACGAGGUCGGCUCAUGAUGUUUACGUCGGGCGCGGAAAACGUGCACGAGGUCCGGCCCGUCGAAUCCGGCGCGCGGUACUUGAUGAGCAUGUGGUUCACGUGCGACGCCCGGAAGCGUUUUCACAACUUUUUGGACGGCAAAGUGCACGAGCACUACGCCAGCGCCACUUGAAAGGACGGCGGCGAGUCGGAAGAAGUGAACGAGAUGUGGAAAAUCCAAACGCAGAAAACAGCAAGUGUGUGCGUUGAGGUGUUGUUCGAUACAGGAGCGUAGUCGGGGACUCCCCAGCGACACCACGACCUUGAACGGGACACAGUCCUUCAGCUACCGUUGGCACGGAACCACACGGCCCGCCGUGCUUUCGCAAUCGCG